GCUCAUCCUCCCUCCCUCCCGCUAGGUUUUGGGCUCCCUCUCCCCCAAUCAAUCAACAAAAGAAAAGGUUUCGGCCUUUUGGGCUCCCUCCCUCUCCUCCUUCAGGAGCAGCCGCCGCCGCCCCCGCCCCCGCCCGGGAGCUCGCCGCCGUCCCCCUGCAGCAACGUGGAGGAGCAGACGGUGCCCCCUCUCCCUCCUUCCAGCAACGAGGAGGAGCCGACGGUGCCCCCGCCCCCGAGUUCGCCAUCCCUCCCCUCUCCUGUUCGCCUCCCCUCCUCCAGCAACGAGGAGGAGCAGCCGGUGCCCCCGCCCCCGAGCUCGCCGCCUCCUCCCGACCAGCCGGCGGUGCUGUCCUCCAGCAAGCUAUCGCAAGCAGCCGAUCUUGCUGCCUCUCCCCCGCGCAGCUUUCCAAGUAGCCAAGCUUGCUGUCUCCAUGGUUUCCCUAAGUAGUAAGGAAUAUGCUUGAACAACUCAAGGUCUUCAGAUAAAGAGAAGGCAGAAAGCCAGAGUUAAAAAACAAAGUGAUCAUUUAAUGGCGACCAAAAUGUUAAGGGCAAGGGUCAUCUGGUCAUUGAGAUUUGGGCUACAUCAGCCCUCAAAGAGAACUAUGGGCACUAGCUCUGGCCCCACUCCUGCGUCGAUUCCUGAAUCUGUACAGUCAAAUGUUCUACAUCCGCUCGGUCUCCCUCCAGCCCCUCCCACAGACUUGAUCAACAUGACUGAAGCUGAAUCAGCUGAUAUCUCGCAUACUUCCGAAAAGCAUGGUGCUUCUGAUGGUCUGCACAAAGCAACCAAUGAGGUUGUUUUGGAGAACUUGAAUGCAGACUUAAAGGCUCUGAAGAAAUACAACAGUGUUGAAUUUCUAAAGAGACAGCAUGAAGAGUUCAGGCCAGCAUUUGUAUGCAGAGGUCUGUUGUUACCUUUCCAAGUUGACGAUACUGAGACCAAAUUCAUACUCAAGGCAUAUGAGCGUGCCUUCAAGGGCCAGGCCCCCAAGCUUCUCAAUUCCUUUGAUGCAACAAUCAAUCUUAGAAAUAUGCCUAUGGAUUUCUGGAAACACUCUUUAGAUGACUUCAUGAAGCAGCACAUCGUGGUAUCAAAUGAUUGGGACGAUAAGGCGGGUCGGCCAGCUGUGUAUGUCCAGUGCUUACCUUACGAGAUUGGCCCGACAUAUCCUGAAGGCAUCCAGUACUUGAGAGGUGAAUGCGAUGCUUCGUAUGAUCUGCAUACGCACUUUGGAGCCAUAGCUAAUGCUAUAUGGAACAAGACUGACCUUUUGUGGUACGAGAUCUGCCGUGGCUUCCGUUUCAACUCGAUCUUACAUGCUGAAGCCCAUGCUGCAUAUCUCUGUCUCAAAAGAGGCAUCGUCUUGACCCCGUAUUUCUCCAUGUAUGUGGACAACCUGGAUAUCCAUAAAAUACUGCGGGCUGGGUACCGCAGCCGCGAAGGCACGGAUGACCCUAUCUUUGAUUUACUUCCAUUCAUGAGGACGUACUUCUUGAGGUUUUCCCCGCAUUGGGUAAACCGAGAACUACUCAAACUUGUUGAUGGUUUAAUGCGGAAUAAGAACCCCAACUCAGACAGGCAGUGGGCUGCUGAUCUCUUGAGUGAGUUUCAGGAAGUUCUUAAGGGCGUGCCCAUCUUCAGUUAUGAUGGUGAUUUCCGACACAAUACACUAACAGAUGAAGUUUUGAAAUCCCCCAUGUACCUCUAUGAGGAUACAUGUUAUGUUGAAGCCAAAGAAGGUGAAUUUUUCGAAACAGUCAAGCAUGUCAUCAAUGCCUUCCAACCAAAGCGUCUACGCAUUAUUGCCAAAGAGGGUGACACAGUGGUGGAUGACUUGGUUAAACUGUAUGGAAAAAAAGUUGAUUAUAUUGCAAAGAGUCCAAAUUGGACAGAUGUGGAUUUUUCUGUGGAUGAAGCACCGAAGGUGUUGUGUCUGUGUCUUGAUAGUGAAAUAUAUCAGAAGUGCAGCUUUGAGGACAGGCAUGCUAUGACUGUCUUUAUGAUAAAGCCUGAAGAAAAGGGUGGUUCUCAUCUUGAGAAUGUCCCAGAGUUAAGCGUUAUUAGCCGCAUUUCCUACUACACAGAUAGAGAAGACAUAGCAGAAGACAUGGUGAAGUGGAAACGUUUGGUAAACAAGGGUGUCGGGACAAUGACCCCCAAGAUUGGGGAUGAUGUGAAAAUAUACUAUACAUUGCUGCACAAUGGAAAGGAAAUUGAAUCCAACCGUGAUUCUGAAGUACCGCACGUGUUUUGUCUUGGGGAAGGUAUGUUUUAUGGCUGGGAUUCCGCCAUAGCAAGUAUGAACAGGAAGGAGCGCUCAAUUUUCACUGUUCCACCAAUUCUGGGUUAUGCUAAAGUUGGUUCACCUCCUAGAAUCCCCCCACAUGCUACUCCUGUUGGAUGUCGAGGUUCUUAGUUGGAGCAGGAGAAAGGACAUCUGUGGUGAUGGUGGCAUAAUGAAGAAAACACUAAGGGCGGGUAAGGGGUCGUGUGGGCCAACAGACCUGGACAUGGUCAAGGGUAAGUCAAGAAAUUACUAUCCUGUGUAUUGUCUUACAUGUAACUAACAUAGUGUGUUCCUUCAGUGAACUUUGAGGUUUGCCUUGAGGAUGGCACUAUUGUAUCGAAGUCUCUAGGGGUAGACUUUCCUGUGAAUGAUGGUUUCUUCUGCCCUGCGAUGGCUAUUGCUGUGAAACACAUGUGCGAGAAAGAAAAGUCGCUUUUUUUUGUGGAGUCAGAAUAUGGGUUUGGCACCAGUGGGAGAGUAGGUGGCAAGGAAGGUGCAAUACCACCGGAUGCCAAGUUAAGGAUUGAACUGGAGCUGGUUUCAUGGAAGACUGUCACAAAAAAGGGGGAUGACAAGGGUGCAGAUACUGAAGACUCCUCAUGAACCAUGAAUUAAUAGAGGUGGAUCAGGAGAACCUUGUGAGCGCAUUACAAUAUCAGUGCCCGCUUCAAACUUGUUAACAUGUUGAGGGUAGUUUUAGGAAAAUAUUCUAAGUUAGUUCCUGUAGCAGCAUGAUGAACAUUGGCUGGUGGUUGUAUAUAUGGAUCGUGUCCGGGCGCGCCGGCCAUGCAUGGGCUAGGAUUUGGAGAUUUAGGAUCUUGCUCGGCUAGGAUUUGGCGAUUUAGGAUCUUGCUCGGUUUAAGUUAACGACAGAUGUAGAUUGCAGUUUUUGCUGGCCGCUGAAUCUGAGCUGGCUAAGAGGAUUUAGAUUGCAGUUUACUUCCGGUUCCAUUCUGAAUGUUGAUGUGUAAUGCACAUGUGGCUUCGAUAUCUCGUAUGUUCUGGUAAUAGCAGGCAAAAUACUCACCUGGUUUGAUCUCUA
This is a messenger RNA of Triticum aestivum (bread wheat), 3335 nucleotides long. RefSeq lists its product as uncharacterized. The coding region runs from base 533 to 2422 and encodes 629 amino acids. Gene Ontology annotation, molecular function: peptidyl-prolyl cis-trans isomerase activity. The record is from RefSeq and is a predicted model, not a curated record. Gene Ontology annotation, cellular component: cytoplasm. NCBI's taxonomy places the organism in Eukaryota, Viridiplantae, Streptophyta, Magnoliopsida, Poales, Poaceae. Gene Ontology annotation, biological process: protein peptidyl-prolyl isomerization. The transcript has 10 exons.